AUGAUCAGCAAGGACUCAUUUAACAGCGCGUCUACGCACGUAGAGUUGUCAUGCAUCCCCGAGGAUACCACUGGCCUUGAGCGUAUCAUGCUUGCAGCUCAAGGUGAUCUGCAGCGACUGAUGAGUUCGUUCUUUGCUCGGCCUAUAUUUAUUGAGCUUGUGUACGCCAAUGGCUCGCCACGGCUGAAACCAGCUUCACCCGAGCAUCCCAUAACACAAUCGCGGCAGGUACAUCUCGUAUGUGCUUCGCGAAUCGUUUGCACCGCUACAUCGAAUGUCACCAUCACAAACCCUGACUUCGAACGUCUAUUCCUUGACGACAAAUAUCCUAUUGGCCAGACGUUCCGCAAAAUGCUUCGUCACCCACAAUUUACCCUCCUUGACGCUCAGGCACAGGUCGUUGGUGGCAAGCGGGAACUCCGCAGAACGUAUACACUUGAGACGGACGGUUUUCUCUGUGAGAUCCUCGAAGUGUUCCCUGACAGGGACAUGUUUGCUCGUGGAGAAGCAUGGCUUACUGAGAACAAACUCGAGCUUGAAAAAAGCUGCACUGUGGAAAGUCAGGAUAUGAAGCCCUGGUGGCUUCCUGUCAGCAAGGGCAAUACUUUUCACUGGGGAUUCGCUUGCUCAUACGGCUUGGAACCUUCACCAUUGGUAUACUACCACGAUAUUUGGUUUGUUUCGUUGUACCUGCUCCUUCUGUACCUCAUAUAG
This is a messenger RNA of Suillus subaureus, 714 nucleotides long. RefSeq lists its product as uncharacterized. Bases 1 to 714 code for a protein of 237 amino acids. The transcript has 3 exons. The record is from RefSeq and is a predicted model, not a curated record. Lineage: Eukaryota; Fungi; Basidiomycota; Agaricomycetes; Boletales; Suillaceae.